UUUCAGUUCUCUUCAAUUCUUCUUUGAAAGCUCCAUUCCAAAACGCUGCCGUUUUUCUCUGGUGAAAUGGGGAAUAGUUUAAGGCAUUGUUUGGGUUGUGUUCUUCCCUGUGGCGCUUUGGACUUGAUCAGAGUGGUUCAUCUCAACGGCCAUGUCCAAGAAUUCUCUCCGCCCAUCGCCGCCGCCGAGAUCCUAGAUGCCAAUCCUGGACACGUUCUCACCACUCCCUCCGACGACCACCACCACCUCGUCCGUCAUGUUACCAUUCUCUCCCCCGAAUCUCACCUCCGUCGUGGCGGCAUUUAUUUCUUGAUUCCGGCUAGCUCCGACCACCGGAAGGCUGCCAAAAAUCCCUCCUCCGCCACCUCCAGCGACGCGGUUUUCCCAGAACCCAACGAUCUCACCCACCGGAUGGAGGAUGUCAUCGUCUUCAAGAAGGCUAAACCCGGCCGCCGAGAUCGUCGGAGCAGCCGUGCCGGCAGCGGCGCGUGGCGGCCUCAUCUACUGAGCAUUAAUGAAGAUUAAUUAAACCCCCAAAAUACCCUUCUCUUAUCGACAUCGAAUUUUUUUAAAAAUAUGUAUGUCGUAAUUCUUAUGAUCUUGUCCUUUUUUAAAAACUUUGGCGGCGGCCGAUGAACAGAAAUGGGAACUGUGAAGAUCGU
This is a messenger RNA of Cucurbita moschata (crookneck pumpkin), 662 nucleotides long. RefSeq lists its product as uncharacterized. Lineage: Eukaryota; Viridiplantae; Streptophyta; Magnoliopsida; Cucurbitales; Cucurbitaceae. Bases 67 to 525 code for a protein of 152 amino acids. The transcript has a single exon. The record is from RefSeq and is a predicted model, not a curated record.